AUGGAGCAGUAUGAGCCCAUCUUCAGCAUCGGCCAGGGCUCCAGUGCCGAAGUCUUCCUGAUGAGGAACGCCAGCACCAAGCAGCUCUUUGCCGUCAAGAAGGUCAAGGCGGUGCCCGGGAAGCGGCUGCGCAGCAAGGAGGCCAUCCUGCGGGAAGUGGCCAUCCUGCGGCAGCUGCAGCACCCCCAUGUGGUGGCCUGCCACGGCCACUUCCUGGACACCGAGGAGGCGCAUGUCUUCAUCGUGCAGGAGUACUGCGACGGGGGCUCCCUCGACCAGCAUAUCCAGAAAGGGGGGCCCUUCCCCGAGAGCGUCAUCAUGCGGUGGUUCGUGCAGCUGGCCCUGGCGGUGCAGUACAUCCAUGCCCUGAGGAUCUUGCACAGGGACAUCAAGGCCUCCAACGUCUUCCUCACCCAGACCUGCGUCCUCAAGCUGGGGGAUUUUGGCAUCUCCAAGGUGAUGGACGGCACCCUGGAACUAGCCAGCACCUUUGUGGGCACGCCCUAUUACCUCAGCCCCGAGCUCUGCAGGGACCUGCCCUACAGCUCCAAGGCAGACAUCUGGGCCCUGGGCUGCGUCCUCUACGAGAUGUGUGCCUUGCAGCCGCCCUUCCAGGCCUUCAGCAUGAUCAGCCUGUUCCACAAGAUUGUGAACUGCAGCCCCAGCCCCGUCCCAGCCAGCUACCCGGCCUCCCUGCACGGCCUCAUCCAGAGCAUCCUGCAGAAGGACCCCGAAGCCCGGCCCAGUGCCAGCACCAUCCUCACCUUCCCCUACGUCCAGCAGCACCUCAGCCUUUACUUCCUCCACCGGGACCCUCGGCUGCCCCACCAGCUGCAGCCAGAAGCCCCUCCCAAAGGAGAGGGGGCUAAGCCCACCCUACCUGAGGCUGGCACAGAGGGGGCAACCGAGGCACCCAGCUCCGCCUGGCUCCCUGCUCUGCAGCACGGCUGGAACCUCGCAGACAGCCUAAGCGUCUGCAGCAGUGCUUCGCAAUACUCGGCCGACUUUGAAGACACGAGCACUUCUUCCGUCGGCAGCAGCUCAGAGGCAGAUCUGCCCAUCAACACGGAGGCAAUCGAGACCUCUUCCGAGGACAACUGGGAGCCCCGGAACUUUGAGGACUCGGAGGAGGCGGCCCUGGCCGAUGCGGUGGACACGCUUGAAUGGGCCAUGCAAGAUAGUAAGUCCUCUUCGGCCCCUGGGAGCCUGCAGAAGCACCUGGAUGACAGCGACUUUGGUGGAAGUGACUCCGGCAGCUUCACCUCCAAGGACUCAGAGCAGCUGUUAUGUUUGGAAGACUCUGAGCACUCCGAGGUCGGCAGUUUCCUGCAAAGUCUAGAUCUGGAACACGGCAAGGGGAACACCGGAUGCAAACCAAAGCGACCGUAA
Notechis scutatus (mainland tiger snake) is the source of this 1389-nucleotide messenger RNA. RefSeq lists its product as uncharacterized. The record is from RefSeq and is a predicted model, not a curated record. Gene Ontology annotation, molecular function: ATP binding; protein kinase activity. Gene Ontology annotation, biological process: protein phosphorylation. NCBI's taxonomy places the organism in Eukaryota, Metazoa, Chordata, Lepidosauria, Squamata, Elapidae.